GCUGGGAAGAUUCAGUGAAGAGGCCGUUAAACGCUCUAUAGUGAUCACGACUGAUGAAGAGGCGAAAGCUAAUGAAUUCAUUCAACGAUUAACUGCUGAAUGUGGAGGACAUCUGCAGCUUGAUCAUGAAAUAAAGAGACCGUUCUCUGGAAUAUCGCAGCAAUUAGAGAAGAUACUCAGAGAGAACAAUGAAGAAUUUCUCACAUGUGACAUAUUUGAUGAUGCUGAAGAAACAUUGGUGGAUGAAGAUCAGAGCAGAUCGGAGAUGCAAGAGGAAGAUUCUGAUGAUGAUUCUGAUAAGAUGGGAAAAAUUCUUUGCCACUCACCGUUGAAAAGUUUGAGUAAUACAGAGCAAGGUCCAGAGUAUGAUCGCCUAAAGGGAAGUAUAAAUGUCACCAGAAAACUGAUCUUGGUGGUCUGUGGAUUUAAUGAAACCCUGAAGAAAUCCAUAUCAAAAUGUUUAAGAGGAAAAAAGAAGUUUUUUCCUUCCUUACAUCAAAAAGAGAAAGUUAAAGACUGUGUGAAGAAAGAGGGGAAGAUACACGGACGUAAGAUCAGUCUGGUGGAGCUUCCAGCUCUGACUCGGCUCUCGGAGGAGGAAGUGAUGCGUCAGACUCUCAACUGUGUGUCUCUCUGUGAUCCUGGAGUUCAUGUUUUCCUCCUCAUUGUUCCUGAUGCUCCACUGACUGAUGAAGAAAAAGCAGAAAUGGAGGAGAUCCAGAGAAGAUUCAGUUUAAGAAUCAACAAACACCUCAUGAUCAUUAUAAUCCAAGACAAGAACAUGACUACUCCAGUGAAUUUAGUUCCUUCUUCAGCUACUGAGACCUCUAUUCAGACUUUUGGAAAUCGACAGUUUGUUUUGGAGAACAACUCUCAGGUUCCAGCUCUACUGCAGGAGGUGGAGAACAUGAUAAAAAUGAACAAUGAAAGUUUGUACAUGACCUUCAUGUACUUGCAGGCUUGUGUAGAACUUGAGAGAAGUAAACAUAGAGCUGAAAUAGAGGAACUGAGAAGAUCUAUGAUGAAAACAGCAGGUUUAACACACUGUGUUGAUGAUCUGAGGAUUGUGCUGCUGGGAAAGACAGGUGCUGGGAAAAGUGCAACAGGAAACACAAUACUGAGAAGAAAAGCUUUUAAAUCAACAAUUGCAUCACGCUCGUUGACCAGAGAGUGUGAGAAAAAAACCUCUGAGUUCAACAGAAGACGGAUAACUGUGAUGGACACUCCAGGCCUGUUUGAUACUGGAGUUGAUAAUGUCGAGACCAGGAAGGAGGUUGUGAAGUGUGUCUCAAUGGCAGCACCUGGACCACAUGUGUUUCUGCUGGUGAUUCCAUUGGUACGAUUCACUCAAGAGGAGAAAGAUGCAGUGAAGAUGAUCCAGGACAUGUUUGGAGACAAAUCCAGAAUGUACACCAUGGUGCUUUUCACCAGAGGAGAUGAUCUUGAAGAAACAACAAUUGACGAAUUUAUUGAAGAAAAUUAUAUUUUAAAGAAUAUCAUCCAUCAGUGUGGAAAGAGAUACCAUGUGUUCAAUAACAAAGACACUAAAGAUCAGAUGCAGGUUUCUGAGCUGCUGGAUAAGAUUGACUGUAUGGUGGCAGCAAAUGGACGAAGUUUCUACACCAAUGAGAUGUUCCAGCAGGUGGAGAAGAACAUCAGAGAAGAGCAAGAAAGAAUCAUGAAAGAGCGAGAAGAAGAGAUCAAGAGAAAAGAAGAAGAGUUGAGAGCCAAAUAUGAAGCAGAAAUAGAAGAAAUUAAGAAAGAAAAUGAGAGAGAAAGACAAGAGAUGCUGAAUGAACUGAGAAAAAGUGAGGACGAAUUCAAAAAGAGAGAAGAAGAGAUCAAGAAAGAAAGAGAUGAGAAUCAACGAAAAGAGCUGCAGAGAAAACUAGAGGAGAAACAGAACAAAUUUGAAGAGGAGAAUAAAAGAAAAGAAAAUGCUUUAGCAGAACAACAGAACUUCAUAAAAUACCUGGAAGAAAAACAUGAGAAAGAAAAACAAAAACUACGGGAGAAAAUUCAGCAUGAAACAAGAGAACAAGCAGAGAAUGAAUUUGGUGAAAAACUCAACAAGGAAGUGGCAAAAGCUUUACAAGAAUAUGAGGAAGCAAUAUUAUCCAGAGGAAAACAAGCUCAUGGCUGGAGUCAGCAUGGAGGUUCUUUUGGAGCAGCUGCUGAAAUUAUUGUAAGUUCUUUUGAAGACGUUGUGAAUUUGAUUAUCAGAUUACAUCAUAAACAUCAAGCUCAAAAGAUGGGAAGCAGCAAUUGGUCAGUUUCUAGUCUGGUGUCUGAGAAGGAAGAAUUUCCAACAAUUAAAAUCAAGCAUGUUUUGUGUGUUUCAGUGGGUGAUCUGAGGAUUGUUCUUCUGGGGAAGAGCGUGUCAGAAAACAGUCGAGUGGGAAACUUCAUCUUAGGACGAGCAGCGUUUGACAGUGAAGCUCCUCCAGAUGUUGUAGAGAGAGUCGGAGGAAGAGGAGGAAGUUGUUACACAACCUUCAUGUACCUUCAGGCUCGAGUAGAACUGGAGAGAAACAAACACAGAGCUGAAAUAGAGGAACUGAGAAGAUCUAUGAUGAAUACUCCGUCAACAGCAGGUUUAACACACAAUUAUGUUGCUGCGAGGAUUGUGCUGCUGGGAAAGACGGGCGUUGGGAAAAGUGCAACGGGAAACACAAUACUGGGAAGAGAAGCUUUUAUAUCAAAACUGACUUCACGCUCCGUGACCAGAGAGUGUGAGAAAGAAACCUCUGAGUUCAACAGAAGACGGAUAACUGUGAUCGACACUCCAGGCCUGUUUGAUACUGGAGUUGAUAAUGUUGAGACCAGGAAGGAGAUUGUGAAGUGUGUCUCAAUGGCAGCACCUGGACCACAUGUGUUUCUGCUGGUGAUUCAACUGGGACGAUUCACUCAAGAGGAGAAAGAUGCAGUGAAGAUGAUCCAGGACAUGUUUGGAGACAAAUCCAGAAUGUAUACCAUGGCGCUCUUCACCAGAGGAGAUGAUCUUAGAGGAACAAGAGUUGAAGAUUUUAUUGAAGGUGAUGAUAGCUUGCAGUACCUCAUCAAGCAGUGUGGUCACAGAUACCAUGUGUUCAAUAACAAAGACACUAAAGAUCAGACGCAGGUUUCUGAGCUGCUGGAUAAGAUUGACUGUAUGGUGGCAGCAAAUGGAGGGAGUUUCUACACCAAUGAGAUGUUCCAGCAAGCAGAGAUGUCCAUUAAGAAGAGAAUGGAGGAAAUAAUGAAAGAGAGAGAAAAAGAGAUUCAGGCACAAAAUGAAGCAUUACAAGCCAAAUAUGAGCUGGAUAUGAAAAACCUGAUGAAGAGACUCGAGGAAGAGAAGCAAAGAGCAGAUGAGGAGAGAAUGAAGAUGCAGAAUCAACUGAGAGAAAAAGAGGAAAAACUCAGAAAAGAGUUUGAAGAGAAAGAAAAAACAGAAUGGAAGAAACGAGAGAUUGAAAACCAGAAACGAUCAGAAGAGGAAAAACUAAGAGCUGAAUAUUAUCAAAAAAUAGAAGAAAUGAAGAGAGAGAUUGAAAAUCAGAGAUCACAGUAUGAAAAACAGCAAAAAGAAAGAGAAGAAGAAGAUAGAAAGAGAGAAGAGAAAUACAGACGAGAUCAAGAAAAGAUGAGAACUGAACAAGAACAUGUUAUAACACAGUUAAAGAUAAAAGAAGAAGAAGAAAUAAAAAAGAGAGAAUCUGAGCAGAAAAGGAGGAAUGAAGAAGAAGAGGAGGACAGACAGAAAUGGAAAAGAAAAAUAAAAGAUGCUGAAAAUGACAGAAAAGAGACUCAAGAGGAAAUUAAACGACAGCAGAGAGAAUGGGAGGAUGACAAGAAACGACAGAUGAGAGAACGAGAGGAAGAGGAAAGAAAGAGAAAAGAGAAACAUGAGGAACAACUGAGAGAAAAACAAGAAGAACUGGAGAAAAUGAGAAAGAGAUUUGAAAGAGAGAGAGAAGAAGAACGACAGAAGAUAGAAGAGGAGAGACAGAAACAGAGAAGAGAAAGAGAAGAAAAAGAGAGAGAAUAUGAACAAAAGAAAACUGAAAUUGAAAGACAUUAUGAACGACUGGAACGAGAGAGAAAAGAGGAGUGGGAGAGAAGAAAACAAGAAGAUGAUGAGAGACGAGAAGAAGAGAGAAAGAGAUGGAAGAAAAUGAUUGCAUAUCUGAAACAAGAACGAGAAGAAGAGAUCAAGAGAAGAGAAAGAGAGGAGGAGAGAAAAGAAAGAGAAGAGAAAGAGAGAGAUGAAAUGAAACAGAAACAUGAAGAGGAAAUAAAAGUCGUGAAGAAGAAACAUAAAGAUGAAGCCAGAAAACAAGCAGAAGAGUUUAAUGAGUCGAAAGAAAGAAAACUGCAGCACGUUCAGGAGCUCACAGAGAUGCUUAAAGAACGUCAAGAACAACAUGAACUACUGGAAAAACUCUAUCAGCACCUGAAAGAGCAGCAAGGAGAAGAAAUAAAAGAGCUGGAACUUGUAGUUGAAAAACUGAAAAAUAAGUCACGCUGUGUCAUUCUGUGAAUUUAUUUAAGCAUAAAGUCAAGACAAUAUUACUGUAAUGCCUCAGUUUUAUUUUGUAUAGUUACUUAACUGAAGCUUUUGUUCUGUGAUUAUUUUUGCAAUUUCUGGAUUCUAUUUGAUUGGAAUUUUAAUUUAAAAAAAUCUCAAGACCUUGUUAAAUAUGUACUGUAAUAGGCAAAAAAAAUAGAGUUUAAUUUGAUGUGUUCAAAUGCCUAGAAAUGUUACUUCAAUGAACAAGAAAGAGAAUAUAUAUUUUAACAAUGUCUUGAGAUUUAUAUUUAUUUUUCAAUCAAAUUCCAAUCAAAUAGAAUAGCAGAAGAGUAGACAAGCUUUGGGACAUACUAUCGCGUCAUAAAUUUGGUUCUUUAAUGGAUGUUAUUAACACGCAUCCUGUCACAGUAUACUGGCCUGUCAAUCAUCUUGUUACAGUUAACAUCCUCCACAUUUCAUUUCAUUUAAUUACCUACCAUAAAGGAGAGAAAAGAAGUAGCACAUUAAUCUGCCAGCCGUGGGCCUUUCAUGC
This is a messenger RNA of Sinocyclocheilus rhinocerous, 5045 nucleotides long. RefSeq names its product citron Rho-interacting kinase-like. The record is from RefSeq and is a predicted model, not a curated record. Lineage: Eukaryota; Metazoa; Chordata; Actinopteri; Cypriniformes; Cyprinidae. The transcript is spliced from 8 exons. Gene Ontology annotation, molecular function: GTP binding. Bases 266 to 4522 code for a protein of 1418 amino acids.